AUGGCCAUGGUCGUUCCCGAGCCCGGGGGCAAGAUGCCUGAAGACAGCCCCAACACUGGCACCACGGCCAUGUUGGUCGCAGCAUCUGUCAUCGGCGGCGUUGCCGUCAUCCUGUGCACCCUCGCCGUCUAUCUCUACAUCGUCAAGCGCAAACAGCUCAAAAGGGACCUGGAAGCCUUACAACGCCUAACCGAAAUCGAGACAGCACCCCUUCCUCGACAACGAAAGCGAGGCAACUCCGGCCUGUCGGACGAAGAGGAGUCGUGCAGGACCCAUAUGAUUCGCAAGUCUCUCGCACGGCGGAACUCCAACUCGACGGGGAGUGGGUUCUCAGCCGUGGUGGGAAUGAUCGACCGGGAGGUGGCCGAGAUCGAGCGGCACGAAUCGGCCAGGCUGAAGGACGACUGGAAAGAAUGGGAAGCAAGAGCUCCGAAGUCCAGUACCACCUCAAAGACCUCCACGCUCGCCAUCUCCGAUCCCAUCACCCCUCAACUCGCCGCCCCCGAGCCCGCCCUCUCCGUCCUCGAUUUAUCCAAGUCUGGCACCCUCCACUCCGCCUCCUCCAAGUCCACCACCGCGCCAUCCAGCCCGGAGCUCUCCGCGAUGAAGAGGGCCGAGAGCCAAGGAAUCGAACAGAACGCCAAGUGCCAAGCGCCAAAUGAAAUUGCGCCGAACAAGAACGCCAAUCGCAGCACCGCCGCGUUGCUGCUCAUGAAGAGCAGGCCAAGGGCAUCACCAAGAGGCCGGGCGGAGAGCUCGCUCGACGAUACACUGCUCCGUGGCGCGGAAAACCUAGCCUCAGAACGUACAUAG
This is a messenger RNA of Dichotomopilus funicola, 813 nucleotides long. RefSeq lists its product as uncharacterized. The record is from RefSeq and is a predicted model, not a curated record. Bases 1 to 813 code for a protein of 270 amino acids. NCBI's taxonomy places the organism in Eukaryota, Fungi, Ascomycota, Sordariomycetes, Sordariales, Chaetomiaceae. The transcript has 2 exons.